Molecule: messenger RNA, 2614 nt
Organism: Hymenoscyphus albidus
Lineage: Eukaryota; Fungi; Ascomycota; Leotiomycetes; Helotiales; Helotiaceae
Source: the annotation of a GenBank genome assembly
AUGGAUAUUCGACAGAACCUCUUUGGUCAAGGUCCAAAGGCAGGACGGGCUCCUAGUGCUGGCUACGGACGGGCUCCAGCGCCUCCCCCACGAGACGAUACUCCCAUGGCAGGUUACCAAGAGGAUCCCAGAAUGCAAAACAGAGGCUACGGUGGUGGCGGUGGUGCGCCUAUGCCAUCACCGGGCAGGCAACAGAUGCCACAACGUCCAGCAGUCGGAAGACCUCCACCGCAACAACAACCACAAAUGAGUCCAGCCAGGCGAGUGCAAUUAAGAAUUGCCAAAGUUGAAGACAAGACUUUGGCAAACCAGUUUAUCUUUGGAAACUUGUGAGUUCGAGUAGGGUGUAGUAGCACUUGGGAGUUACUGACCCCGCCAUAGGUGUGCCGUUUCCCCACAAGAAUUUCCUCCUUCGAGAGAUGGCUCCGAUUUGUAUAUCCUGUUGAACGGCAGGUAUGUAGUUACCGCAAGGCCAGUAAGCUCUUUUCCUCCAGGAUGCAUAAGUCUAUCGGAUCCCCAAAGGACAUGGUGCGAUGUGGGAAUGAUGGAUGCCAUAACGGCUGAAAUAUACGACCCCUUCUCGCAAGGUGGACAUGCAUACCUCGGAUCUUUGGAUGUGGAUGUUGGAUUUGCCUCUGUAAAGAAGUUUACCGAUGUUCCAUAUGACCAGGACGUUUUGGCAGACAACUUUAUUAGGCUCUACCAAAACCAGAUUUUCUCCCCAGGACAGAAACUCUUGAUGGAUUUCAAGAACAUUCCGUUGAUUUUCACGGUCAAAACGGUGCAGUUGGUUGAUCUCAGUUUAGAGAAACAGUCAACAUCGGCUCCAACAAUGACAAAGCCUGAUGCGAGGGGUAUUCUCACUCAACAUACACCCAUCACAUUCUACAAAGAUGCAAAAUCGGAUAUCAAGCUGAAGGGAUCUGCUAAGCGGCCGGCCGCCAAUUCCAUCAUUGCUCCUGAUUUCAAGUUUGAGGAUAUGGGAAUUGGUGGAUUGGAUACUGAAUUUGGUGCCAUUUUCCGAAGAGCAUUCGCUUCCCGUAUUUUCCCUCCUGGAUUGAUUGAGAAGUUGGGUAUUCAGCACGUGAAGGGUAUUUUACUUUUUGGACCUCCAGGUACUGGAAAAACUUUGAUUGCUCGUCAAAUUGGAAAGAUGUUGAACUCAAGAGAACCAAAGGUUAUCAACGGUCCAGAAGUCUUGAAUAAAUACGUUGGACAAUCAGAAGAGAACAUUCGUAAACUGUUCGCAGAUGCCGAGAAAGAGUACAAGGAAAAGGGAGACGAAAGUGGUCUUCAUAUCAUCAUUUUCGAUGAAUUAGAUGCUGUUUGCAAACAAAGAGGAAGUGGAGCUGGUGGUGGAACUGGUGUUGGUGACAGUGUUGUCAAUCAACUGCUUUCCAAACUCGAUGGUGUUGAUCAGCUCAACAAUAUCUUGCUUAUUGGAAUGACCAAUCGUAAAGAUAUGAUUGAUGAUGCUUUAUUGCGUCCUGGACGUUUGGAAGUUCACAUGGAGAUCUCGCUUCCUGAUGAAGCUGGCCGAGCCCAAAUUUUGAAGAUUCAUACCUCCAAGAUGUUGGCUAAUGACGUUAUGGAUCCCGAUGUCAAUGUUGGAGAACUCGCCCAUCUCACCAAGAAUUUCUCGGGUGCUGAGAUUGGAGGCCUCGUUAAAUCUGCCUCGUCAUUUGCUUUUAACCGUCAUGUCAAGGUAGGAACUGUGGCCGGUGUUAGCGAUGAUAUUGAAAACAUGAAAGUUAACCGAGCAGAUUUUAUGAACGCGCUCGACGAAGUCAAAGCAGCAUUUGGUGUUUCUGAAGAGGAACUCGAGACUGCUAUGAAGCACGGCAUAUUGCAUUUCAGCCCCUACAUUGAGAACAUCCUCAACCAGGGAGCUCUCGCUGUUGACUACAUCAAGAAUGCCCCCGAUGCAUCGUUACUUUCGAUGUUAUUACACGGUCCUCCCGGAUCUGGAAAGACUGCUAUUGCAGCCAAAAUGGCCAAGGAUUCUGGAUUCCCAUUUAUCAAGCUCGUUUCUGCCGAGAAUAUGAUUGGGUUUAGCGAGAUGGCCAAGAUCCAGUACCUACAAAAGGUGUUUAUGGAUGCUUACAAGUCGCCUCUGAAUAUUGUUGUCAUUGAUAAUAUUGAGCGUAUCAUUGAGUGGACGAAUGUUGGACUGAGAUUCUCGAAUCCUGUCACACAGGCGUUGAUGGUUCUCAUUGCCAAGGAACCUCCUGCCGUAAGUUGUCCUAAUUUCUCCUUGACUUUCCCCAAUUAAUUCUCUUUCCAGGGUCGACGUCUCCUCGUCAUCGGAACGACAUCCCAGCGUUCGGUCAUGGCACAAUUAGACCUCAAACAGAUCUUCAACCGUGAACUUGCCAUUCCCAACAUCAACACGCAUCAAGAACUUGCCGCGGCCCUCCAAGAAUUCGGCGGCUUCGAGAACCCAUCGGAUCUCGCCGCUAGUUUGAAUGAAUUGAGGGACAUCACUGGAACGGACCAGAUUGGGAUUGGAAUCAAAAAUGUCUUGACGACGAUUGGACAGGCCAAGAGAGAUCGGGAUAAUUUCCCGAGUACGUUUGCGGAUAUGAUGUCGCAGCAGAUGGCGAAUGUGAAUUGA